Messenger RNA from Dendrobium catenatum, 1101 nucleotides. Its product is annotated as probable WRKY transcription factor 13. Lineage: Eukaryota; Viridiplantae; Streptophyta; Magnoliopsida; Asparagales; Orchidaceae. Gene Ontology annotation, molecular function: sequence-specific DNA binding; DNA-binding transcription factor activity. The record is from RefSeq and is a predicted model, not a curated record. The transcript is spliced from 3 exons. Bases 101 to 889 code for a protein of 262 amino acids. Gene Ontology annotation, biological process: regulation of DNA-templated transcription.
UCCUUUGUCAUUUAUGAGAGAGAAAGAUGAAUGAAAGAAGAUUCAAAUAGAGAAGAAAAAACUAUUGAGGAGAAGGAACAAAAAAAAAAAUAGAGAAAAGAUGUUGCCAUCAACUGCAGAAAUUUCCCUGCGCGAAGGAUUGGUGGAGAGUCAUGAAGUUCCUAUGGAUCAGACAUCCCACAUACGAUUCAGCUUUCAAUCCUCAUCUCUCCCUCCCUUAACUUGCCAUCCCCUAGGAAUAAUCCAAAACAGGUUGUUUGCUUCCUCUACCGACGUUGUAGCUGAAGCUUCAUCUUCUUCUUCCCCUCACUUAAAAGAAACAGCACUUCUUUCAUCUGUUCCUCUUAGGGCUUCUGAAGCAGCUUCCACUUUGCUCCGAUCCACUACAAAUCCUUGUUGGUCAUGGAGUGAGGAAACAACCAGAGGGCCUAGGGCUACAGUUGAUACUCACAAGAAUAUUGGCAGUAUGAGUGAUAAAAGUAUUCACGAAAACCUAAGUAAUUAUACUGUAAACCCUAAGAUUAAUAGGGUUGGAAACAACUUAUCAGUUGGAGCUAUGAGGAUGAAGAAGGUUAAAGCACGAAGGAAGGUGAGGGAGCCAAGGUUUUGCUUCAAAACCAUGAGUGAGGUGGAUGUUUUGGAUGAUGGAUACAAGUGGAGGAAAUAUGGUCAGAAGGUAGUCAAGAACACUCAGCACCCAAGGAGCUACUACAGGUGCACACAAGAUAAUUGUCGUGUCAAGAAAAGGGUCGAAAGGCUUGCGGAGGACCCGAGAAUGGUGAUCACAACAUAUGAAGGGCGACACGCUCAUUCUCCUUCGCAUGAUGAAGAUGAUCAGUCGCAGCCUUCAUCUAUGAGGUCUCAGUUGAGCACGAGCUUCUUCUGGUAGUUUCUUGUUUUAAUGUCUGUGUAACUUUAUUUUAUAAGUUUGCAAUCCUUCAGUGUCUCAUUGCAAGUUUCAUUUGAUUUGACCCAGCUUCCUGUUAUGAUUUGAGAUUAAUAAUAGACAUGUAAUUGCCUUUCUCUUAUGUGGGUGCUAUAAAGAGAGCAACAAUUGUGUUUCUUCCACUGAUCUCAAUCUUAGAUGGAAUACAUAUAUGC